CCAUAUAAUGUUCUAGUUUGAGUUGUACUGAUAAAGGAUCCAAAUUUACAGUUUCUCCUUAGCUGUGUAGCAAAGUAUUAAGGAAGGGGUCAUCAUAAUUUGAGGCCAAAUGAUAGUAAGAGAGUCCAAGUGAUACCAGAAUUUUGUCUUGGUCUUGGUGAUUUGAAGAAUGAAUCCAUGGACCACCGAUCACUGGUAAGACAGGAUUUAUUUUACAGAAAAGAAUGCAAAAACACCAAAGCUCCUGGCAGAGAGAAACAACCCAAGUUGGGGGUGGGGGGGCUCGCUGUCUCUCUCUCUCUCUUUCGUUCUUUGUCUAGGGGUAUAUAUAGUCACAUGGAUCCUCUGUAGUUACAUUAGGCCAGGACUUGCAUUAAUGAGUCAUUAAUGCACUCAUUCAUCUGUGGCAAGAUGGAUGGAUACAGUCCCUUCUGCUGUAACAAGGUAAAUGAAUGCAUUAAUGAAUAGAUACAGUCCAGUCACAGAAUUGGCCAGGCCUAGGAAACUUACAUGAAAUUGGCCUAGACUUAGGAAAUUGGGGGGAGGGGGUUUCCCUGUUCAGCUACAAGUGCAAGGGAAGGAGAUACUAAGGUGUUGGUGUAUCCCCAGCAGUCUGGCCCCUCUGGCUACUGGAGCCUUCUGCCUCCCCUCACCCUCCACCCCCAACUGGUUCCUCUGCAGCUGCCACCACACCAACACAGCCAGGGUAGAGGCAGCACGUCUCCCCUCAGCUCCACUGGAGCCGGCUGGGGAGCCACUUGACCUGUAUCACAAGGACAAAAUGAACUCUCAAAAAACAGGGCUGCCAUAAUCUAUCCACUCUAAUGAACAGCAGUCUCCUCCAACUAUCAACUCUAGAGGUUCUGGGGUUAUUCAAUUAGAGUACACAUAUUUCAAUCACAUGAGGACUUUCUCAAGCUACAAACUGAAAAUACAUGUUAGCAGAGAAAGCAUAAAAAUUCUGAGUAGUAGUGAAAAAAAUGAAAAUAUAAAACUCGCAACAAUAAUUUUUCAAUUAAGUAAUGCUGAACUGUGUAUAAUUGAUAAAGGGUUCAGGUUGACAAUCCUUACACAAGAAAUUUCUCACUUCUCUUAUUUAUUCAUCAUCUUCUGAAAACCAAUUUCCAGGCAGUAGUCAAUCUUAGUUGAUAGGACACAACAUAUGAUCAUGAAACUUAAACAUCAAAGAUAGUCUUCAAAGACUAAAUGAGCAAAGAACACCCUGAUUUGAUGUAACGAGAAAAGCUUUAUAGCAAUGGGAUUUUUUUUUUCUUUUUUGAGACAGUCUUGCUUUGUUGCCCUGGAUAGAGUGCAAUGGCAUCAUUAUAACUCACUGCAGCCUCAAACUCAAGUGAUAGCUGGGACUAUAGACUGAUAUCACCAUCUGGAGUCUUGCUCUAGCUCAGGGUGGUCUCGAGCUCCUGUCUCAAGCAACCCUUCUGCCUCAGCCUCCCAGUUUUAGGUUUAUAGGUGUGAGCCACCAUGCCUGGCCAGAGAUGGGACUUUGAGCUAAGAAGUGAAAAAUGAAUAGGAUUUGGAAAAAUAUGAUAGAGAAUUUCUGAUGUAGUUUAUCCAGAUCUAAACUGAAAGGCUAGAAUACAAAAAAGAAAGAGCUGGGUCAUUGGGUGCCGUGAAACUGAAGCUUUUUCUCACCAUGCUGUAAAAUUCUGUGAUUAACCACAGCUUUGAAUUCUUCAACUGCUCUUUGUCCUUAAUUUUCAGAAUUUCUCCUUUGAUUGGGAUAGAGUAGAUUACAGGAAUAUAUACGAAGGCCCUCUAAUAGUUUCUGAAUGAUUUAUGUCCAUGGAAAUAACCUCAGAGAUAAACAUUUAGAAUUUUCCAACCCAUAUUCUCAUUUCUGUAACAGGAAACUGAAAAAUUGGAAUUGGCAUACACAUUAAACCAAAUGAAUAAACUUUUUUUCUCAGCCUAAUGUACGCUGGUAUGUUAAUGACCACAGAAAGUCUACAGCAACAGAAAGUAUUUUAUUAUAAGGAUUUGGCAAAUUCCCAACAACUCUGGGCAUGUUCAAGUUAUACUACUCAUUUGUUCUGAGUACAUUUUCACUUAAUCUGAUGAAAUAAGCAGCUUAUCUCAUUCCCUAGAACUUUCAGGGCUCUAGUGUCCUCCUCUAUUUAGGGUCUGCCUUGUCUUCCUCUUCAUAGUUUUUGACUUUCCAAAGGCAUUAUCCAUCUGCUCAAACAGAUAAUGAAGUCCGGACAUUAUAAAACAAAACUUUUUUUUUUUUGGCAGAGACAGAAUCUCAUAUUUAUUGCCCUCAGUAGAGUACUGUGGCAUCACACUGCUCACAGCAACCUCCAACUCCUAGGCUUAGGCGAUUCUCUUGCCUCAGCCUCCCGAAUAGCUGGGACUACAGGUGCCCCCCACAACGCCUGGCUAUUUUUUUUGUUGCAGUUUGGCUGGGGCUGGGUUUGAACUCGCCACCCUCGGCAUAUGGGGCCGGCCCUACCCACUAAGACAAAGGCGCCGCCCAUAAAAUAAAACUUUUAACAAAAAGCAUUAUGUUUACACAUUUGGGACCUUUUGUAUGGCAAUGUUUUCCUCGGAAAAAUUCACAGAAAUUCUUUAAGUAUAAGUGGUUUCAUCUAUUAAUAUUUUCCACAGUCUGACAAAGAUAGCCUCUAAGUGAGAUGAAGCACGCGCAGUAAUAUUUAACCACCAGGUCAUCGUCACUCAGUCACUAAGACAAAUAACUAAGGCAUCACAGGGUUCAUUUUCACCAGAAGUAUCGAGUAACAACUCCCAGAUUCAAUGCCCCCACGUAGCCCACAUCUGACGUGCCGUACUUUCGGGGCUGAGGUACUGGCCAAACGAGCCUGGGCAGUGUGGUCCCGCGGAAUAUUCUCACAUGGUCUUAGCUGCCCAGGCGGUGGGUUGCCUCGAACUGCGGCCUGCUCCCUGACCGCAACGCUUCUGCCAAGUAGGCUGCGCAGCUCGGUGCAGCCCAUGAGUCCCACCCCAUUCAGCCCUGGCCGCUGUCCCAACUCCCGCAGUUCAGCAAGGAGGCGGGGGAGAGAGCCCAGCCGAUGUCACAGACCCCAGCUGCAAGCCAAGGGAAUCUGUCUUCUUCUCGGGUCCCGGGCAGACUCAGCAAACACGCCGACUACGACGUACCCAAGGUCCGAGCCUUCUCACGUCCUUACCUUCGCUCCCCAGGCACAUUCCCCAUUCAAAUGGCGGCUCUUCGGUCCUCUCGCGAGAGAGCGCCUGUGGCACCUCCUUCCUCUCAGCUCUCUUUCUUUCCCCGCCCCCAGAGCGAUUGCGCGGCUUCCUCCCGAGGGUGGGAACCUUGGAUGUGGCGGGGUUGAGCCAGCCUGAGUGCUGGGUCUGGGGUGGGGGUGGGCUCGCUUUCCAACACGUCGCUGCCAAGUCCCGGCCACCCCGCACCUUCCCAGUUCUCCGCCUCAGUUUGGGGCGGGGUGGGGAGAAUGUCUUCGGAGAUGGAGUCGUCGCUCGAGGCAAGCUUCUCCUCCAGCGGUGCGGUGUCGGGGACAUCAGGGGCUCUGCCUCCGGCCCGCUCCCGCAUCUUCAAGAUAAUCGUGAUCGGUGACUCCAAUGUGGGCAAGACGUGCCUCACCUACCGCUUCUGCGCUGGCCGCUUCCCCGACCGCACCGAGGCCACUAUUGGGGUGGAUUUCCGAGAACGAGCAGUGGAGAUCGAUGGGGAGCGCAUCAAGAUCCAGUUAUGGGACACAGCAGGACAAGAACGAUUCAGAAAGAGCAUGGUACAGCACUACUACAGAAAUGUACAUGCUGUGGUCUUCGUGUAUGAUAUGACCAACAUGGCUAGUUUUCACAGCCUGCCAUCUUGGAUAGAGGAAUGCAAGCAACAUUUGCUAGCCAGUGAUAUACCACGGAUUUUAGUUGGAAAUAAAUGUGACUUGAGAAGUGCCAUUCAGGUACCCACAGACUUGGCACAGAAAUUUGCCGACACACACAGUAUGCCUUUGUUUGAAACUUCUGCUAAAAACCCCAAUGAUAAUGACCAUGUGGAAGCUAUAUUUAUGACAUUGGCUCAUAAGCUUAAGAGUCACAAACCAUUAAUGCUUAGUCAGCCCCCUGAUAAUGGAAUUACUCUGAAGCCUGAACCAAAGCCUACAAUGACGUGCUGGUGCUAAGUAACAGUCUUUAUUAUACUAUCUAAUUUUGACUAAAGAAAUACUUUUGAAGUAUGACCGUGGUAAAUCAUAGAUUUAACUCAACCAUUAUGGAUCGUUCUGACACUUUACCAUUUAUCAUUGUUGUGCUUACUUUUGCAUUUUGUAUCUCCUUAAUCAAGUUUGUUACUGUGCCAACACAAGGAAAUUUUUGGUUUUCAGGUGAGAUUAUAAAUGAAGCAGAUAGAUGAAUCAGAAUAACUUUCAAUAGAGGGCCCAAUGAAGAAGGCUUCAGAUGAGAGAGUAUGAUGAGAUUUUAAGAAUCAAUAAUUGAUCAGUUCCAUGUUCCUGGAAUUGAAAAAAAUAUCAAGGGUUUAGUACACAUUUUUGAAUGUCCUUUGAAUGGGAAGUGUUCCCAAUAGGGUAAAAACUGGUAUUUGCCUCUUCCCCAGAGUUUUUUGUGUUUUUUUUUUUUUUUGUUGUUGUUGUUGUUAUUAUUGUUAGUUUUUUGAGACAGUCUCACUCUCUUGCCCCAGGCUAGACUGCUGUGGCAUCGUAACUCACAGCAACCUCAAACACCUGGGCUCAAGCGAUUCUCUUGCCUCAGCCUCCUGAGUAGGUGGAAUUGCAGGCGCCUGCCAUGUCCAGCUAGUUUUUCUAUUUUUAGUAGAGAUAGGGGUCUCACUCUUUGCUCAUGUUGGUUUCCAACUCCUGAGCUCAAGCAAUCAGCCUCAGCCUUCCGCAAUGCUAGGAUUACAGGCAUGAGCCACCAUGCCUGGCCAGUUCUUUCAUUUUGGGGGGGAGGGGAUUGUUUCAUUUUUGAGAUAGGGUCUCACUGUUUUGCCUAGACUGACCUCAAACCCCUGAGCUCAAGCAAUCCUCUUGCCUCAGCCUUUUGAGUAGCUGGGACUACUGUCAUGCACCACCGUGCCCAGACUUUCUUUGUUUUAUUAUAUUUAAUGGUGUUAUUAUUGGUACAUUGUUAGAGCCAAGACUUUAGUUCCUGUGGGAUAAGAAGGCAUAGAAUGUUUUCUGGUUCUUAGUCCAUAUGGAUGAAUUUCCAACAGUUCCAGAUGCUUGAUAUUUCUUUUUAACUUUUUCUGAGACAGGAGUCUUGCUGUGUUGCCCAGGAUGGUCUCAAACUUUUGGGCUUAAGUGAACCUCCUGCCUUAGCCUCCCAAGUACAUGGGGUUACAGGUCCAUACCACCAUGCCCAGCAUGUUAUUUCUAGUUAAUAUCAACCAGGUCUACAAAAAUCAUUGUUAUUUUUAAAAGGAUAAUUUGAAUUGUUUCCUUACUGAGUUCUAUUAAAAUAUGCAAAAAUAAGUCAAAUUUUAAGGCAAAUGAAGUGACAUAAUAAGGUGCUUUAUAUUUUAUUUUGAUAUCUUUAAACAGUGAGAAACUACUUGAAAGCAUUUGAGUUGUAACUUAGGAGAAAAUAGGUAAACAUUGUUCCUUGCUACCACAGGAUUCUUAUUCUUAGCUCUUAGUAAUUUCAAACUGUGUAUCUGGCAUGAUAUCUUUUGCUCUCUCCUCUCCCCCAAUCAGUUUAAUGACUAAACGCUGAGUUAACAAAUUAACUUCCAUUUGGAUUAUAUCUUUGAGGGUAUAACUCUAAUUGCUGUGAGUCUACAUGUAUUGCUGUAAUAGUAUUUUGUUAUGUCAAUUUUUUUUUUUUUUUUUUUGUAGAGACAGAGUCUCACUGUACUGCCCUCGGGUAGAGUGCCGUGGCACUCACAUGGCUCACAGCAACCUCUAACUCUUGGGCUUACGCGAUUCUCUUGCCUCAGCCUCCCGAGCAGCUGGGACUACAGGCGCCCGCCACAACAUCCGGCUAUUUUUUUGUUGCAGUUUGGCCGGGGCUGGGCUUGAACCCGCCACCCUCAGCAUAUGGGGCUGGCACCCUACUCACUGAGCCACAGGCGCCGCCCAUGUCAAUUUUUUAUAUGUUUAAAUUUUAUGGUCACGACCAGCUAUUCCUCUUCGGUAUGAAAAAUAAACUAGAUAUUGAAAAAUAUCUUAUCCCAUCCUUCAGUGAUGAAAAGAAUUAUUUCAAAAAGUUUUUUACCCUAAAUACUUUGAUUUUGAAUUUGAGACUUUGCACAUAGAAAAUAACAACCUCUCAUAUGAAGCUAUUUACAUAAAUGGAAUGUAAGCCAUGGAUUUUAACUGAAUUGUGCACAUUUACAAAUCCUAAUAGAUUUCAGUCCUUGAUAAUUUUAGGGGAAAUUAAGCCAAAAGAUGAUUGUACUUAUAGUA
This is a messenger RNA of Nycticebus coucang (slow loris), 6377 nucleotides long. RefSeq names its product RAB33B, member RAS oncogene family (gene RAB33B). The transcript has 3 exons. Lineage: Eukaryota; Metazoa; Chordata; Mammalia; Primates; Lorisidae. The record is from RefSeq and is a predicted model, not a curated record. Gene Ontology annotation, cellular component: Golgi apparatus; endosome. Gene Ontology annotation, biological process: Rab protein signal transduction. Bases 3450 to 4139 code for a protein of 229 amino acids. Gene Ontology annotation, molecular function: GTPase activity; GTP binding.